AUGAAGAAGAGUUCUUAUAAAAUGCUAAGCCAAAUGGUGCAUAAAUGGAUCAGCAAGAGAAAGAAAGGACAUUUUGCUGUUUACACCAAGGAAGGCAAGAGGUUUGUUGUGCCUGUAGAGUAUUUGAACCAUCCCAUUUUCAGAGUCUUACUUGAAAUGGCUGAAGACGAGUUCGGAACUAGGGCUCAGGGGCCGCUGCAGGUUCCGUGUGAGGAAGAAUUCUUGGAAUACAUUUUCACACUGCUAAAGAAUAAUCCUUAUCCAGAAGUUGAAAAUGCUUUCUUCAGCUCCAUGAAUACUUGCUGAGGCAUUUCAUCUUCCGUUCUUUAUUCUUUUUCGUUGCCAUAGUCAAGGUGCUUGUGCAUCCACAGUUUUGUAGAGCUGGAUGCUGAGUGAUUCAGUCCAUACUCUAGCUUGUAAAUUAGAAUGAGUGUUCAGACAAUAAGAUUAUCAUACAGAGCAACCAGGUUGCAAAUUCUAAAAAUGCAAGUUUUUCACUUUUGUCGAUUGAAAAAAAGGCAAUAACGCAUAUGUUGGUCCCUA
Mercurialis annua (annual mercury) is the source of this 543-nucleotide messenger RNA. Its product is annotated as auxin-responsive protein SAUR36. The record is from RefSeq and is a predicted model, not a curated record. The transcript has a single exon. NCBI's taxonomy places the organism in Eukaryota, Viridiplantae, Streptophyta, Magnoliopsida, Malpighiales, Euphorbiaceae. Gene Ontology annotation, biological process: response to auxin. The coding region runs from base 1 to 306 and encodes 101 amino acids.